Calypte anna (Anna's hummingbird) is the source of this 2338-nucleotide messenger RNA. It is a transcript of the gene CDCA7L, whose product is annotated as cell division cycle associated 7 like. Gene Ontology annotation, cellular component: nucleus. The transcript is spliced from 10 exons. NCBI's taxonomy places the organism in Eukaryota, Metazoa, Chordata, Aves, Apodiformes, Trochilidae. The record is from RefSeq and is a predicted model, not a curated record. Bases 1 to 1416 code for a protein of 471 amino acids. Gene Ontology annotation, biological process: regulation of DNA-templated transcription.
AUGGUGCGGCGCGGGAGGCGGCGGCGCCGGCGGCGGGCGGCGGCAGUGGCAGUGGCGGUAGGCCCGGCGGAGCCCCGCGGCGAGAAACAGAGAGCCAAGGAAGUGGCUGACAUUUUUAAUGCCCCCAGUGACAAUGAAGAUUGUUUGGGUUUCCAGGAUGAUGCUUCCAGACAGAGGUUGUUGUCACAGGACAGCUAUGCUGGUGUUGAUUCCCUGGAGUCAGGAAAAAAGUCCAGGUACCUCACUGAAGAACUGCGGAGGAUUUUCACUGAAGACACUGACUCUGAAACAGAAGCAUUUGAAGGCUUUGCUUCAAGUGAGGUGGACGUGAACAAGAAAAGAGUUCUGGCAUUGGAGUCAAACUUGAGUGAUCAAGAACAUGAUAAUUUCCUGGGUAAUGAGGAAGAAGAGGAAGAGAUGAAGAAGGUUUCCCCCAAGAGAAAAAGCUUUGGACUUCGUGUUGCCUUGCAGUUUCCCACCAGAAAGUCAUCUGAAAAAAAAGUGCCUGAACAGUCUUUUUCUAACUUACCUCUAAAGGACAGUGAAUCCCUCACACCUCUUUCAAAAGAAAUAAGCUGUAAGCGGUGGGACAAACGAGAGGGCUCUGCUUCAGAGUCUGAGGAAGACAUUAAAGAAACACAGGAGGAAAAUUCCAGUGCUCUGCUUAAGAGAGCCAUGAAUAUUAAAGAAAACAAGGCCAUGCUUGCCCAGUUGCUGGCAGAAUUGAAUUCCAUACCUGACCUGUUCCCAGUGAAAACACCCACUGUGACUCCUUCAAAACAGAAGAAAAUCCCAAGGAGGACAUUUUCUGAAGGCCAGAUAGCACGGCGUAUGAACCCAACCAGAAAUGCUCGUCCACCAGAGAAUUUUGCCUUGGAAAAAUUUACUAUGUCAGCUGUUAAAUUUGCAGAACAAUUCCGUAACUAUAGACAACAAAACCUCUUGAAGAAGAGACUCAGUGUGCAGGGGGAUUGUGCAGUGCGGAAAAGGAGGAGAUCAUCAAAGUAUUCAUCUCACCGCCCAGUAGAAGAUAUUACUGAGGAGGACUUGGACAACAUUGCAGUCACAGUUAAAGACAAAAUCUAUGACAAAGUUCUGGGCAGCACUUGCCACCAAUGUCGACAAAAGACAAUUGAUACAAAGACAAUCUGUCGCAACCAGGGCUGUGGAGGAGUAAGGGGGCAGUUCUGUGGACCCUGUCUCCGAAAUCGAUACGGGGAAGAUGUGAAAUCAGCACUGCUUGAUCCAGCCUGGAUCUGUCCUCCUUGUCGUGGGGUGUGCAACUGCAGCUACUGCCGGCGGCGGGACGGGCGCUGUGCCACGGGCAUGCUCAUCCACUUGGCAAAGUUCUACGGCUACAACAACGUCAAGGAGUACCUGGAAAGUUUACAGAAGCAGCUAGCGGAUGGAAACUGAGAACAUUGCAUUCACGCUGUGCCUGCAACUGGUUCAUAUAUUGAGAAAUUUUGACUUCAAAAGGUUAUUACUCUGUUUUAUAUGAGAUAGAACUGUAGGGUAUAGUAUAUGCAUUUCUGUGUUGGGAAUUUUUUUUAAUUGAUGUGGUCUUAUGCAAAAGAUCUCUCAGGAAAAUGUUUUUGUAGAGAAAUCUACAUGCACAGACCUAUACGUUAAGUGAAAUGGCACUCUUGAACUUUGGUUAAUGUUUAAUAGAGCUUCACAAUCACAUGAUGGAGAACUUGGUCAGUUGGUACAAUAUUUUUAUUUAUAUGAUUGUUCAAGUUUGCAGAAAGGAUGUUUAACAACUACCUGUAAAGCAUACCUUGUCUUUGAAGAAACAAAACCCCUGUUGUGUUCCAACUUGACCAUAAAGAUUCAGAUUUCUAACCCUUGCUUUCUGAACCUUUUCUUCCACCUGUAGUUUAUGGAACUUGUCCCUGCAAAGUGAAUGCCAUUGUAUUCCAGCCAAAGCUGAUGCAACCUAACACUGGGAGAAUGCUAUAUUUUUUUUAAAUUCCAAAGUGCAAUUAAUCACUAAACAUGAAAGUGGAAAAGUGUUUUGUAAAAAAAAAUAAUAAUAAAAAAAUAUUUAAACAUUGUCCCAGUAAAGAAAAAGAAUUGCUCACUAACAGUUUUUUGUGGUGCACGUGCUGCCUGAACCAGCUACCUUACAGCAAUCAAAACUGGUUUAGAUCACAAGGUUUAGGAUUAUUUUUUUAAAUAGAGUUCAUGUUUAGAUGUUUUUUCAUAUAUACAAUAAUGCUUUCAAACAACCUUGUUUAAAUGCAACAUUGUUUGUAUUGCAGUAUGCUUAUGUUAAAAUUGUUGUAAGAUACAUGUUUCAUUUUAUGUAGAGAGAAUAAAGAAUAAUCCAGAGGAG